Molecule: messenger RNA, 4252 nt
Organism: Anopheles funestus (African malaria mosquito)
Lineage: Eukaryota; Metazoa; Arthropoda; Insecta; Diptera; Culicidae
Product: serine/threonine-protein kinase phg2-like
Exons: 8
Coding region: 867-3536 (889 amino acids)
Cellular component (GO): extracellular region
Molecular function (GO): chitin binding
Source: RefSeq, a predicted model, not a curated record
AAUCGGCUGAUUCGGAACGGACCUGGGCCACCGUCGCGGGCAGCAUCCCCACCACCAAUAGCUUUACGUCCGCGCGAACAUUGGCGGGUACGGUUCGGGUGCGCGCGAUCUUGCCCCGUGAUCAGUGUACGCAACACAGUCCGUGCGCGCAGAGCGUGGUCGUCCAUUACCGCACUCUGUGUUUUCUGUUCGUCGCGGUUCCGUUCGCAAGCGAUCGUUUAAGUCUUUCUAUUUUUCCAGCGUUUUCAGUCGUUCGACGUAUAUGUUAAAAAAUUUGUGCGAAAAGUGCAGCCAAGUGAGAAACACCGGGCGACAGCGUGUUACAUGAUCGUCAUCAACGCCAUCGUGAUCAAUACCUUCCCGAAAAGUACGCGUCAAACAUACGCCACUGUGCCACUAGUGUAAAAGAGAGAGCGAGAAAGAGUGAAGGAGUGAAAAAAUCGUCCAUAAUUUUUUUUUUGAGUGAAUUUUGCGUAACGUCAGUCCGACCGCGUCUCGUGCAUAGCGGAUCAUUCAACCGAGUGUGCGCAUUUGUGAAAUUGUGUUCCCUGAAGACCAGUGACAACGGGGUAGACAAACGGGUACGACACCAUGAAACAGGCAAAUGGUCGAGUGUUCGAUCGGAAUAAAGCUACCGCGUACAGCCGGAAGUAAGGGAACGAGCGUGUUUUGCACGAAAUCCCCCGGGCAGUCCCCCGGAGGGAACCGAAAGUUAGCUGCAGCACCGUACAUCCUUCCAUCCGUACGGGAAGCGACGAGUUUGCAGUGCGUCCCGAGUCCCCGGCGCCGAGUCCCUUCAUGGCCAACUUAUGCAAAAAGGUAACUGGAAUCACGUGGACUGAUGGCGUCGAACAGUGAUACAAAUUAUGCUUAAAUUAACCGAAAACCUGAAACGUAAGAUGCGGCGACGAUCCAGAAUGAAGGUUCUAAAGAUACUGCAGUCCUUUUCGCAAGGAACGUUCAUUGCGUUUUUGCUGCUUUUCUUCGGCGUGGAUUGUAUGGGUGAACCAGGGUACCUUGACUUUGAUAAUCUUCCGGAGACGAAUUUUACCUGCGCGGGCAAAGUGAUCGGUGGAUACUAUGCCGAUCUGGAGGCAUCCUGCCAGAUGUUUCACGUGUGCACCAUCGGGCAGGGUGACGAACCGAUGGACAUCAAGUUCCUGUGCCUGAACGGGACGGUAUUCGAUCAGGAGACGCGAGUUUGCGAGCGUGUCGACGAGGUCGAUUGUUCCAAGUCGGAAAAGUUCUACUAUCUUAACUUGGAGCUGUACGGCAACACGAUCAUUCCUUCACCGGAUGAUGGCAGCUCAGAGGAGGAUGGUAGUGAUGGAGGUGGUUCUUCAUCUACCACUAGUACGACGACUACAACUACUACCACGACUACUACUACGACUCCGAAACCACCGGCAACGACGACACCGUCGCGAAGGUUCGUCUUUAACAACGGUAACAAGGGCUUCACACAGCCCAUCUCAUCCUCAACGAUUGCGACACCGCUGCACGCGUUCUCGAGCACUUCUCGCAAGCCCCCAUCCGAGGAGGAAGACUACGAGUAUGAGGAUGAGGAGUAUACAGACGAGAAGACAGCUGAUCAGGAUUCGGUUGUUGUUCCAGCGCUGGAAGAGGGUGGCAACUUUUCGCCCCAGCAGUUUACACUUCAGCAACAACAGCAGGGCAAUCAACCAAAAACGGAACCACCGACGAAAGCCGGUGGAGGAGCGAAACCUGCCGUAUCCUUCCAACAGCAGCACUUCCAGAACGGCGGUACCUUGACUGUAACUAACUCGCACGUGACUGUGACGACACAUACGACGGGCAAUGGUGUACCAACCGGUAGUGGUAAUGAUGGCGCAACGCUGCCCGCCACUGGUACGAAACCGAAAUCCCAACCGUCCCAACCACCGUUGACGCAUAAGCAGAAGCAGCAGCUGGAACACCAGCGUCGCCAGCAGCAGGAACAAUUGCUCCAACAGCAAGCCAUCGCCAAGCAGCACGAGGAGCUGCAGAAACGCCAACAGGAAGCGGCCGUUAAACAGCAGCAGAAGGCACUACAGCAGCAGCAGAAACAGGUCCAGCAGCAUGAAGCGGAAAUCAAGAACCAUCAGGCACUGCUACUGCUCCACACACAGAAGAUCAAUCGACAGCAGCAGAAGCAACAAAAUGCACCGUCAGCCGUGGCGCCACCGCCCACGCAGCGUUCACCGUUCGCUACCGCAGCGACCGGAUUCGGUUCCAGUCAACAGCAAACACAAGCACCAAAGAGAAUACCGCUGCUUGCCUCAUCGUCGCCUCUAGCAUUGCCGUCGCCGGCCUCCCCACUGACACCGUUCCGCUUGAGGGCUCAGGGUUUCAAGCUACCGCAGUCGGUCGCUCCUCAAAUGUCACCCCAGCAGCGGCAGGAUAUACUGCGCCAGCAGCAGCAACAGCAGCAACAACAGCACCAUCAUCAUCAUCACCAGCAGGAGGAACGCUUCGAAGGCUACCGAAGACAACCACCGCCUCAGGUACCGUUGCAUCUACCCUUCGAGCAGCAGCUGCGCAACCAGAAGGACAUCUCGCUACAGUUCGACCCGGAUGUAGAGGAUUUGACGCAGAUACCGCAGCACAAGGAGUUGAAGCGUUCCGAUCCUCCAUUCCAUCAGCAUGGUAAGAGUCCGGCCGUUUCCAAGGAGCAGAUAGGAGCCGGAGACCGUAAAGUGGAUAGUGGACAGCAAACGCACGCCGACCGUGUGCAGGAGCAGGAACCGGUGGUGGAGUACGAGUACGAUGAGGAUUACAGUUCCGAGGGGGAUGAUUCGGAACCGGGAAAUCCGAACCUAGAUAGCGUUAAGUCUAACACCAAUAGUGAAUUUGUUAUCGCCAAGAAUGGGUCACCGGGCAAGACGGGUGACGAUCGCUUCCCGAAGGAACAUGCCAGUGGGACGAGAAGUGAUAGCGAUAGAACUAAUACUAAUCCUAGCGCAAAUAGUUCUAGUAGUAAUAGAGUUAUUAGUAAUAAUGGUAGCAGCGGCAGCAGCAGCAGUAAUAGUGGUAGUGUUAAUAGUAAUAAUGAUCGUAGCUCUAAGAAACUCUCCAGCGGAGGAGGUGGCACAACCACCAGCAACACUAGUAGGUUUAUCAUUAACAACGAGCAUCACAAGAGCCACAGUACCAGUGCGCCACCCCGCGUACAGCCGUCAGCAUCUCGUGUCGGUGUUUCGCCGGUGCCACCCGGCUAUCCGAAAGUGAUCGUAACAACCAGUACCUCCAUACGGGAUAAUCACGGUCGUACGAUCAACUACUCCAUCACCAGCAAUGGUGGCGGUGGUUCCAUCUCGAGCACUGCCACGCCAGCGGUCAGCACGACGGCGCGUCCCAAAACGCCUCAACCGACCGCCACAGUCAGAGGGUACGACGAGUACAAAGAGAGUGACGUACUGAGCGAUCCAUUUUAUCUGGACGUUCCGCGCCAACGUACCAGGACCAGACGAUCGUUGGAUGAAGUAGCGCGAUCGCGUCGAAAGCGUUACAUACUGCUCGUUCCUCGAUUCAUGUAGCCACAUCGCACGCUUGUACGCGCGCUUGUAAAUAUGUUGACGCAGGUGAUGCCGAUGCAAAGCAAAAUACUCAUAUCCCUUCCUUCCCUUCAUGUUUAAGCCACGUGAUACACGCUCUUCUCGCGAUAUACGUCCUGAUUGUCGGAAGCAGGAUGUGUAGGCGUUUUUUUGGUAAAAGCAGCACUCUCUCGCGGUUAUUUUACUGUCCAUUCGAUUAGCUAAUUUAAUGUUAUGUGUUUUUUCAACGCUGUUUUAAUUUAAUUUCAAUAUCGCUAGUGGGAAGGCGCGACACAUUGCAUAAUGUGAAGCGGUGUAAUUGUACAGAUUGAUAAAGUACUUUUGACUUCUUUUUCCCAUCUUCUUCUCCCAUCGGGGACAAAACUCUAUUGUCCUUUCCAAUGAAUAUAUUUUCAGCAGUUUUUUUUUAAUUUGUAGUUUUGUUUUACGUUUUCCUUUAGCUUAUAGGCAGCAAAAACGUUGUAUGAACCAGUUAAGAUUAUUACAACACAAUUACAGCCGCAUGAUGAAAAAGUUAUCCUUCUAUACUCACCCGUAGCGCGUAGAACAAUUACCCACACCAUAUUUUAGAGUCUUUCUUCUCCUGAACACUUCCACGUCCAACGAUGCCAAACUGAUGGAAGCAAUAUGGCUAGAAAACUAAAAUUGAUCGAUGAAAAAACAUGUAAAAAUAAAGAAUAGAGCACACAGUUCGUAAA